Messenger RNA from Cyprinus carpio (common carp), 3021 nucleotides. RefSeq names its product cell adhesion molecule 2-like. The record is from RefSeq and is a predicted model, not a curated record. Lineage: Eukaryota; Metazoa; Chordata; Actinopteri; Cypriniformes; Cyprinidae.
AUCAACUGCGCAUCCAGGCUCGUCUGUAGCCUAUAUCGGUAAGGCGUCUCCAUGUGUCAAUCCGAAGUGGGCGGGUCCCGCGUCUGCUGCGGCGCUCUGGAGAGGCAGAGAGUCAGGCAAGGGCUGAAGUGCCACUUUCUCAGCAUUGUCAGUGCGGGCAGCAUCUUCUCCCAGCCCGGUUACAGUAACUGCUGCAGGCGACGUAUCCUCCGGAUCGGGACAGGAGAUUCGGGUUUGCUCCAUUCAUGCGAUCCGAGCCCGACUGAGAGCGCACCAUCACCUGGAUAAGCGGCAUCAGCAUCAGUGCAGGGAGAACGCGGACGCAAGCAUCUCCACGAGAAUAUGAUGCUCCAACAGCACUUGCUUUUUGUGCUCUACAGCUUCUGUGGGAUUGUCAUUAAAGAGGCGGCAACGAAAAACAAAGUGAAAGGUAGCCAGGCUCAGUUCCCCAUCACCCAGAAUGUGACGGUGGUCGAGGGCAGCACGGCUAACAUGACCUGCCGAGUGGAUUAUAAUGAUAACACCUCCCUCCAGUGGUCAAAUCCAGCACAACAGACCCUCUUCUUCGGGGACAAGAAAGCAUUAAGGGACAACCGGAUUGAACUGGUUCGAGCCUCUUGGAAGGAGCUGACCAUCAGCAUCAAUGAUGUUACUCUGUCAGAUGAAGGACAGUAUACAUGCUCGCUCUUCACCAUGCCUGUCAAGACCUCCAAGGCCUUCUUGACUGUAUUAGGUGUUCCAGCGAAACCAGAAAUCACAGGCCUCUCGAGACCUGCCCAGGAGGGGGAGGACGUCACACUGACAUGCACCACAUCUGGCAGCAAACCGGCUGCUGACAUCCGAUGGUUCAGAAACGACAAGGAGGUGCAAGGUCAGAAGGAGAUAAACGCCACUGGCAGGUCAUUCACGGUCAGGAGCACCAUACACCUCAAGGUGGACAGGACAGACGAUGGAGCAGCGUACACCUGCGUGGUGGAGCACAUAGCUCUAGGCUCCUUGCCGCACCAAGUUACAGAAGUGCUGGAGGUCCACUAUCCUCCUCAGGUACAGAUUGUGCGCUCAGUAAUAGUACCUCAGGAAGGACAAUACUUCAAACUGGAGUGCGUAUCCAAAGGCAACCCAUUGCCUGAGCCAGUUUUUUGGACAAAAGAUGGAGGUGAGCUUCCUGAUGUUGAACGAAUGAUUGUGGAGGGUAGAGAUCUAAUCAUAACCACACUAAACAAAACAGACAACGGCACAUACCGCUGUGAGGCCAGCAACCACCUCGGCACCAACAGGGAUGAAUUUACACUGUAUGUGUACGCUAAAGAUUUCCCAGGUACAACCACAGAUCCUAACGCGCUGACACAGCCCGGCCCUGACCACGCGCUCAUCGGAGGAGUGGUGGCCGUCGUGGUCUUCAUCACGCUGUGCUUCAUCAUCGUCCUGGGCCGUUAUCUGGCCAGGCACAAAGGGACAUACUUAACCAAUGAGGCCAAAGGAGCGGAGGACGCCCCUGACGCAGACACUGCCAUCAUCAAUGCGGAGGGGAACCACGCACAUGCAGAGGAAAAGAAAGAAUAUUACCAGGGAGCGGCAAGAAAUGUGGUUCAUCUCAAGUCGGAAAACCUUGGCUUUGCCAAUAAUUACGCUUUAAGACAAGAAUACGUGAGAUGUAUAAUGUAAAUAUCAUGUACUGUCUUUGUUUUUGUGUGCGUGUCUGUUGUUUUCCAUUGUGAAAGUGGGUGUUUUUGUUAUUUAUUUAUUUAUUCUUUUGAAGUACGCCCUGUAAUAAAGAAUGUGCCCAAGGGAUACGGACAAUUAUGUAAUGCACGGACACCCGAAACAAGCCGGCAGAUUGAAAAUGGCAGGAACUCGAUGAAGCACAAAUGAGAAUUGGUGUGUAACCAUUAGAAGUGAGAUUAUUUUCUAUUUCCAUCAUACCUGUCUGUAUAUUCUUGCACUGUUAAUACCCCCCUCCCCCCUCCCCAGAGCGUUUAUUUCAACCCUGAAAAUGUAUCAAACGUAAGCACAAAGUCAUUGUAAAAUGUCAUUGGUUUAGACAGUCUCAGGAUGAAAAGAAGAGCCUAAUUGAAUUUGUCUUUUAUCACUGGAGUGAAUGCAUUUUUGUUCUCGCUUUGUGAAUUGAUCUAAACGGCCAUUUGUUCGACGUUUGAAUGGAAGUUCGGCAAUGUUUCAUUUCGAUUCGCUGACUGACCCUUGUUAAUAUUGCUGUAUAUUACUUUGCUACAGUGAUUGGUGGAAUAUUGUUAAACUAUAGGAUGCCAUAUAUAUAUAUACAUAUAUAUAUAUGAGAAAACAAAUGUCAAAAUAUCUAUUUCAAGUGUCCCAUACUUUUAGUUCAUAUUAGUGAGGAAAAUAUUUGUUCGUUAGUUUGUUUUGUCCCAACCCAGGGAAUGUAUAUAAUGUGUAUACUUCAGCAUUUAUUAAGCUGUUUAUUUAAUUGAAUUUGAUUUCUUUAUUGCUCUGUUUUAUGCUACAUGUGAACGACUCCAUUUUAGCCUCUCAAUACUAAGUACAUCCCGAUGGAUACAUGCCAUUAAUACUAAUUUAUUGGGUAAAUCUGAUGGACAAACACAAUACAUUACUAUUAGUGCUUUUACUAAGCUUGUGAACAGAUAGGAUCAUUUGUUCAUGAGAAGGUCAGAUCAACAAUCACCAUUAUUGCCUUUGUGUUUGCAACAGAACAUACGACCACGCAUUGAAGCUCUGGAGAAGCGUAACCUUCAAUGUACGUUUUUAUGAAACAUGUUUCCAGUGUUCAUACUUUAUUUCAUUCUUUAUAACAUCAACUAGAACGAAGACAUUUUUCUAAGAGCUUUUGAUUUGCUUUCUUGUUUUUUGCUGUAUGGGAAAAUGUGUGAGGUUGCUUUUACAUUAAAUAUCCGACUUUUUCAAACUAUGCCUCUGUAAGAAAAGAAACAAAACUCAGAGUACUGAGUAAAAUAUGCACAAACAAAGAUUUGUGUUUCCUUCUUCAUUAAACACAUAAGUCUGUCACAAACACAAACACACACACAC